AAUAUGAGCUCCACCAUUAUUCAUCUCUCUCUAUCUCUCUGUGUGUGUAUAUAUAUGAGUGCGUGUCUCAUGUAAUGUAUAUCACAGUUCCAUCAGCCAUCAGUCACCGCACUCAAAACGGAUAUUGAGCAGGCAGGUAGCCAGCCAUCGAGGCACACCAUAUAACACGAACUUUGUUAGUUUAUUAGUUUAUGGUUUUGGUCUGUUUCCUCCUCAUCGGUCUCUCCAAGGAGCUUUCUUUGCACAGAAAAGCUCACCAACCCUACUUUUACAGCUCGUGUACUUUUCUAAUGUUUUUAGUGUUCAUGUAACCUCCAUCUACUCUUUUAGUUCAGUUCAUACUAGCCAGAUCCCAAGUUUGCCCUUAGCAACAUCGUUAGCAUAUAUCUUCAUGCAUAAAGGUCCAUCAGGAAGUCGAUCAUUUCCUUCAUUACAAUGUCCACUAAUCAUGCAUGUAUAAGACUAGCUGUAUGGUCUGAGUGAGUGGACAAGUACUGGACUGGACUGGACUGUCACUGCCUCCAACUUUUAUGCUCUCUAUAUAUAGGUAGUAGUAGUAAUACCACCACUACUUCUAUUCUAAGUUUAACUCCACACGAAUAUCACGUUCACUAUCUACUGCUGCUACUCUACUUUACUGCUGCUAUUUGCAUAGAUGCUUCCCUUGCCUUUUGGGACUUUUUCAGUCACGUUGAACUCGUUGGUAGUGGUACUAGUUGCUAAAAAGAACGCUUGCACUUGACUCCAAGUCUCAAGAACCAUCCGCCUCCCUACCCCUCCACCACCACCGCCACUAUACCCACAACUUUUGGUAAAUUUAUACAAGCACUACUACGCAGAAGAAGCUCUCACUGAGUAGUAGCUUGUACACCAACUAGGUAGCAGCAAGCAUGAACUGCUUACAGAGUUGGCCGGAACCAAUUGUGAGGGUCCAAUCACUGUCGGACAGUGGCAUUCGGGCAAUCCCCAAACGCUACGUGAAAGGUCCAUCCGAUAGGCCUUCCCGGCUUAUAGAAUCCUCUGCAGGCAGCGAUGUGCAAAUUCCCGUGAUUGACCUCCACAGUCUUUUUUCUGGCCUGCCGCAGGAUGACUCGCUGCGCCAAGAAACCUUGGACAGCAUAGCCACUGCGUGUCGCGAGUGGGGCUUCUUCCAGGUGGUUAACCAUGGGGUUAGCCAUGAGCUCAUGGCCCGCACUCGGGAGGUGUGGCGCGAAUUCUUUCACCUUCCCUUGGAGGAGAAGCAGCAAUAUGCUAAUUCCCCGAGCACCUAUGAAGGUUACGGCAGCCGGCUCGGGGUGGAGAAAGGAGCAAAGUUGGAUUGGAGUGACUACUUCUUUCUUCAUUACCUUCCUACUUCCCUGAGGGACCAAAACAAGUGGCCUAAGCUUCCAUCUUCAUGCAGGGAAUUGGUAGGCAAGUAUAACGAGGAACUGGUUAAACUCUGUGGGAAGUUGACGAAGAUUUUAUCAUUGAAUCUUGGACUAAAAGAGGAGUACCUUCAGCAAGCUUUCGGAGGUGAGGAAGUGGGCGCAUGCUUGAGGAUAAAUUUUUACCCGAAAUGUCCACAACCGGACCUCACACUGGGCCUCUCAUCACAUUCUGAUCCUGGUGGCAUGACCCUUCUCCUCCCUGACGAAAAUGUCGCCGGCCUCCAAGUCCGCCGUGCCCGUAAUUGGAUAACGGUCAAACCGGUUCCUAAUGCCUUCAUUGUCAACAUUGGAGAUCAAAUUCAGGUCCUGAGCAACGCGAGGUACAGAAGCGUGGAGCACCGAGUAAUCGUGAAUUCGGUCAAAGAGCGAGUGUCGCUGGCAUUUUUCUACAAUCCAAGGGGUGACUUGCUUAUCCAACCUGCGCCGGAGCUGGUCGCGGAGGACUCCCCUGCCCUAUAUUCGCCCAUGACCUACAAUGAAUACAGAGUUUUCAUCAGAACAAGGGGCCCUUGUGGCAAGUCCCAAGUUGAAUCCCUCAAAUCCCCCAAGUAGAUGAAUGAUCCAUUGUAUCUUGUAUUGUAUUCAUCUAAGCGCUUGAUUAUAGUUAAUCAAUCUCCUUAUUUUCCCAGUUUCACAUUGCUAGUG
Messenger RNA from Coffea eugenioides, 2075 nucleotides. Its product is annotated as probable 2-oxoglutarate-dependent dioxygenase At3g111800. Lineage: Eukaryota; Viridiplantae; Streptophyta; Magnoliopsida; Gentianales; Rubiaceae. The coding region runs from base 891 to 1982 and encodes 363 amino acids. The record is from RefSeq and is a predicted model, not a curated record. The transcript is spliced from 3 exons.